Molecule: messenger RNA, 697 nt
Organism: Drosophila ananassae
Lineage: Eukaryota; Metazoa; Arthropoda; Insecta; Diptera; Drosophilidae
Product: inducible metalloproteinase inhibitor protein
Exons: 2
Coding region: 350-631 (93 amino acids)
Source: RefSeq, a predicted model, not a curated record
UCCUAAGAAUCCUUAUUCCUUUUUCCUAAGAAUCUUAUCGUUUAAAAACAUUAUUUUCAAAGUAUUUCACAUUCUUGAGUCCAAAAUAAGUGAUUUUUAUUUUAUUUUAUAAAAAAAUUAAACCUAGAAUUUAAAUAUAAAUUCUAAAAACCAGGCUUAAAGGAAGCUGCUAUUGUAAUAUCUCCAAAAAUAGUAUACUAUUUCUAAACCUUUUUUUUUAUAAAAAAGACUACAAUUUGAAACCAAUUAAAGAGUCCAUCAUACCCUGACUACUCUGCAAUUAGUGGGUAUAAAAAGCCGUUGCUGUGAGCUCAUCGGAUCAGUUUGAAUUCCACUCGACGACUUGAAGAUGACACUCAUCCGGAUCUCGCUGCUGCUGCUCAGUUGCUGCUGCUUGCUGCUCAAGGUCUCCGCUCAGAUACCCAUUACGCCCAGAGAGUGCCCGGCUAAUGAGAAGUUUCUGCCGUGCGGCCCCAGCUGCCAAACUGAGUGUGCUACCCUGGGGGAGCCGUGCCUGAUUCGGCAUAUCCGCUGUCCCGACGGCUGCUACUGUGUGGAUGGUUAUGCCCGGGAUGCGAGUGGCAGGUGUAUACCCAUUAAUAAAUGCAAAAAAAGGGGCAGACCCUAUUGACUCAGCUGAAGUUUUCUGAAAUCUGAAAAGUAAAAACAAUAAACAUGAAUUAAGAUUAACGCGGAA